AUGUUGAGAGUAAGUAACGAAGAGUCCCCUCGCGAGUCCUUGUACCGCUCGUGGCCCCUGGAGUUGUUUGGGACACCACGAUACUUUGAUCGCAAGGCCGAGAACCAACCCUACAUUGAGUGGUUAAGAGACUGGUAUAGGAGGGAUACUGUUGAAGACACACUUAGUGAUGAUGACGAGGGGGGUGAAGAGGAGGGAGCGAUUGGAGAGGUUGAAGAGGAAGAAGCGGAAGAGGGAUUUGAGUUCCCAAGAAACGGUUUCGAUCUCUCAAGGGAGACUGAAGAUGAGACACCAGAGAAGAUUUGCCAGGGUACGAAAGAUGACGAUAACAAUGUUUUCGGUCAGAGAAAUAUUGUCAGGCUUUUCAUGGAAGGUAUGGUGGGUGACGAAGAGGACCUACCGUAUCAAGAUCAAGUCGAUGUCGUGGCGGGAUGGUAUGAGCAAGCAGUCGGCUAUGAUGUCGACAAAAACGCGGCAAUUCUACUCGACGAUAGGACUCGUGAUGAUGAGAUUUCAAGGAACCCAAGACAAUCACGGCCGUGGCAUGGUCCGUUGUCCUCAAAGCAACUCAGAGAAGAAUUGAGCAAGCCGCGUUACGUGGUGGACCCCCGGAAGACUUCUGUGGACAAUAGCGGGUCCACCGCCGAGAGGAGACUCAUCUUCAUUACCGAUCUUGAUCCACCCAACAUGGAGGCCGUUCUUGCAACUGCACCUCGAACCCAUGCUUUAGCACUCAAGAACUGCUUGUAUAGGUAUUUGACUGGCAAAGCAGCCAUAGAAGUCACCAUUCCUGUAAGUUGA
Messenger RNA from Hyaloscypha bicolor E, 801 nucleotides. RefSeq lists its product as uncharacterized. NCBI's taxonomy places the organism in Eukaryota, Fungi, Ascomycota, Leotiomycetes, Helotiales, Hyaloscyphaceae. The record is from RefSeq and is a predicted model, not a curated record. The transcript has 3 exons. The coding region runs from base 1 to 801 and encodes 266 amino acids.